AUGCAGGAACUUCGGCUUCCAGAAGAUAUAGAGGUCUCCUCUGUUAGUAGAGGACCUCUGUUCGAUUGCCGUUCACCAGACGAUUCCCUACAUUUAUGGCCUUUUUCCAGUGUCCAAAGCUUCCAUCAACCACUUACCAGUUGGCAUGGACAACACAAUCGUGGUUGGCCUAUCGUAUUGACUUGUGGCGACCUCAGCAGCUUGAAUAUUCUUGUCUGCGGUGAUGAUAUUAUUGGCGUCAUUGACUGGGAAACAGCCGGUUGGUACCCGUCAUACAGGGGAUAUACAACAGCUUGCCAAGUCAACCCCCAGAAUUCUGUAUAG
Molecule: messenger RNA, 324 nt
Organism: Aspergillus welwitschiae
Lineage: Eukaryota; Fungi; Ascomycota; Eurotiomycetes; Eurotiales; Aspergillaceae
Exons: 2
Coding region: 1-324 (107 amino acids)
Source: RefSeq, a predicted model, not a curated record